Miniopterus natalensis is the source of this 8386-nucleotide messenger RNA. NCBI's taxonomy places the organism in Eukaryota, Metazoa, Chordata, Mammalia, Chiroptera, Miniopteridae. The record is from RefSeq and is a predicted model, not a curated record.
UUACAAUGUAAAACAUCUUUUAACUACCCCUUUUCAAGCUUAUCUUUAAAAAUAUAAUUUCAACAUACCUGUUAAUCACCUAGCAUUUUAUCAACUUUUAAUUUAUUUUCAAGUGACAUACAACAGAUCAGUGAAAUGAUCUUUUCUGUAACAGUCUGAAUGAUUUACAGUCUGUAUUUAAAGUGCUUUGUUUCUGACUCUAAACCAGUACUACUUGCAGUCAUGCUCUGCAUAACAGUUUCAGUCAACGACAGAUGCAUAUAUGAUGGUGGCCCCAUAAGAUUAUAAUGGAGCUGAAAAAUUCCUGUCACUUAGCAACAUUUUAGCUGUCCUAAUGCCCUGGCACAACGCAUUACGCACGUGUUUGUGGUGGUGAUGUAAACCUGCGCCGCCAAUCGUAUAAAAGUAUAGCACAUACGAUUAGGUAUAGUACAUACUACUUGAUUAUAAAUGACUGUUACUGGUUUAUGUAUUUACUAUAUUAUACAUUUUAUUGUUAUUUUAGAGUGUAUUCUUUUUGCUUACAAAAAAGUAUUCUGUAAAAGAGUAUGUUGUAUUAUGCCAGGAGCAGCCUCAUGUAUCUGGUGUUUACUGCAUCUCUUGAUUGUAUUAUUUUCUCUUGGGCUUGAUUUAAUCUCAUGUUGUUUGUUACAGUAACAUGUACAAGCUUGUAGCCUAGGAGCAAUAGGCUAUACCAUAUAGCUAGGUAUAUAGUAGGCUACACCACCUAGGAUUGUCUAAGUGUACUCUGUGGUGUUCCUACAAAGAUAAUUGCCUAACGAUGCAUUUCUCAGAAUGUAUCCCGUCAUUAAGAAGUACAUGACUAGUUCAUUCUAGCCUUCCUCCUAGUUUAUCUGUAACUUCCCUCUCGGACAGUGAGAAACCUGGUUCAUACUGACCACCAUCUGUUUUACUUAUUGUUUAUCUUCAGUAUGCAUGCAUAGCAGUUUCAGAAUUGUUAACCCAUAGCCCUGUGAGGAAUUACUUUACCAACUAGAAUACAGUGUUUAUGUAGUUCUUUUCCCCCCCUUAAUAGUUAAUAGUCAAAACAUCCUUUUCCAUUUACUUAGGUCAGCACUAUUUUUAUACUUCUUCAAUGUGGCUAUGCAGGUCUGCAUUUAUAACUUCUGGUUGAGUUUUAAAAUUUGCAUAAAGUUUACUCUUUAUUUUGUGAAGUUCUAUGAAUUUUAAUACAUGCAUACCAUCAUAUCCACCACUCCAAUAUCAUAUGGAAUAGUUCCGUCUCCUUAGUAGUUUCCCUAUGUAGUCUCUUUUUCAGUUGUUUUCCACAUCCCUCUCAGUACCCUGGCAACUACUGAUCUAUUUUCUGUCCCUGUAGUUUUGCCUUUCCAGAAUAUUAUAUGGAUGGAAACAAUGUACAGCCUUUUUGGUCUGGUUUCUUUCCCUUAGCAAAAUGCAUUUGAGGUUCAUCCAUGUUGCAUGAAUUAAUAGUUUGUUCUUUUUUAUUGUUGAAUAGAAUUCUAUUGUAUAUAUGUACUAUUUUGUUUAUUCACCUCUUGAAGGACAUCUUCAUUGGUAUAAACAUUCAGAUAUAGAAUUUCAUAUGAACCUAAGUUUUCAGUUCACUUUGGUAAAUACACAGGGGCACAGUUGCUGGGUUGUAUGGUAAGUGUAAGUUUAAUUUUAUUGAAAACUGCCAAACUUUCCCCAAAUGGCUGUAUUUUCCUUCAUUUUUGAAAGAUACUUUAGCUGGAUUUAGAACUUUGGUUAAUGGUUGGUUGUUGUUGUUUUUCCCCCCUGUAGUUUAAAAAUGUUGAUCUCUACUCCUCUGAUUUGCAUUGUUUCUGAUGAGAAGUCCUCUGAUUGUCUGUGUAGUCUUCCCAGCCCCCCUCUGGUUGCUUCAAGAUUUCUCUAUUACUGUUUUUCAGCAAUUUGACUCUAAAAUGAUGAGGUGUUUUAUUGUUCACCCUGAAGGUUGCUGAAGCUCUUGAAUCUGUGAGUUUAUGUUUCUCCUCAAAUUUAGGAAAAAUCUGGCCAUUAUUUUCUAUCCUAUGUACAGCUCUUCUACUCUUUCUGGGACACUAGUUAAUGUUCGACUGCUUGAUAUUGCCUAACAGUUCACUGUUCCACUUGAUAUUGUCUCAGUUCCUUUAUUUUCUAGCCCCUUUUCAUUGUAUUUAAUUUUGUAUUUGAUUUUUCUGUUGCUUUGUCUUCAAGUUCAUUAAACUUUUCUUUUGAAGCAUCUAAUAUACUGUCAGUCCUACCCAAUGUAUAUUCAAUCACAGACAUUGGAUGUUUAUCUCUAGAUCAAUUAGAGUCUUUUAAAAAUAUUUUAAUUUUCAAAUAAUUAUAAACUCAUAAGAAGGUACAAAAAUAAUACAGAGAAUUCCCAUAUGCCUAUCACCUAUCUUCCUCUAGUGAUGUCAUCAUACUUUAUAUAGUAAUAUGUAUGUCAUAAACUAAAGUGCAUUAUUAAAACCAGAAAUCAGAACAAUAUAACUAAUGAGGCAACAAAUCUAAUAUUACUUUAUGUUGGCGUGUUGUAUUAUUUUAAAUAUUGUUGGGCUUUGUUUUGGGGUACUGUUGUACUUAGAAUUAGCUUGAUACUUUUGAGGCUUGGUUUUAAGCUUUGUUAGUGCUGGUUCAGAACAUCCUUUAGUAUAUACCUUAUUUGGUUUCAUUGCCUAGGCAUUAGUUACCUUCUGAACUCUGUUUAAUAACCCUUGUGUUAGGUCCUACUCUGAUUGAUGGAAACAGGAGCUCUGGGGAUUGUUCUGACUACUAUUUUUCAGAGGCUUUUUCUCUAGACUCAAUAGUUUUUUCACAUGCCAAAACCUUAAGGAGAAUCUCUCUCUUUAUCUUUAGAGUUCUUUGUCUCUGCAGCUUCUUUCUCUUCAUUUGCUUUGCAGAUUCUGGCUGCCUUGGUGUCCCCCCUAAUUAUGAACUCUUUCUUUAACUCAGUGAGACCAUUGGGUUCUGAUUGGGUUCCACCUCUCCUUUCCCUCUGUUUCAUUCAGCCUUAUAUCUCUACAGGCAAUAGGAUUACUUCAUUUGUUUUUUUUUUCUCUUGAAGAACUCUGUUCUGAGAUGACGUCCAGUGUCUGAAAAUUAUUUCAUAUAUUUUAUCUAGUUUUCUGAUUAUUUAAGGCAGGAGGGUACGUACAGUCUGUGUUUUUUGUUUGUUUGUUUUUGGUUUUGUAAAUAUUUGUCUUUUCUGGCUUUUUGAAUAUUUGUAGGACUUGGGAAAACCAGUGUAUAAAUUUUAAUAAAUUUUGGCAGUUGGAGUCCAUGUUCUCUUUCAUGCUUACUUCUUUUCGUAUACACUGCCUCACAUGGAUACUCACACCCUGUUUCAUCUGUUGUGCAUCAUUUCAUUCCAAAUAUGACAAAUAUCAAGACAAUCUGUUACUGAACAUUUUUACUUAAUGCAAGAUAGUGAAAAAUGUUAGCUGUCAUGUUUACCUAGAGGAAAAUAGAGUGCCUUUAUUUCUUUUUCUCUUUGUUUACUAAGAGGAGAUAGUUACUUUUCAGUAAAGAAUAUUUAUUCCCACAUUGGUUAAAGCAUAUAGAUAUUGAUAUUGAUUGAAACCUUAAGCCAUUAAAUAUUUGAAGUUAUCCCAAGAGGGAAACAAAAGCAAGAUUUCCCUUUGUACUAAAGUCUAUAGUAUUCCAAAAUUAAUAUUUUUCUUUCACCUGGUAAAUUUACAGAAUAAAUAUUAACUUUUAUUUUUAAUUAAAGUAUUUAGCAUAUAGAGUCACAAUUAUCAGUCAUAAUUGUCAUUUUUAUAUAGUUAAGUUAUACUGUUGAAAAUUGCCUUGCCUGAUUUUAGAUUUGCAACUUAUCUUUUGAUGGAACUAGCAUAAUUUGAAGAAAAUGCAUGGACUUUAAUUUAAACUUAUUUGAGAAGGAACACAUUUUUAUUCUAUAAGAAAAAAACUGAAAGUUUAAGCUAUUAGACAUUGAAUUCAGAGUUGCCAUGGGUACAUUAAUAGUGAGGCAAAUAGUGUUUUAAAGUCUAUUAAUAUUAUAAAACAUUAAAACGGGGUUAACGUUGUUUCGGGGAUGCAUAGUAAAAUAGCGUAGCUCUCAUUUUGUGGCAGUCAUGAAAAUUUAAAUUGGACCUGAAUGUGUGUCACUUAACUAUUCUUGGACAUCCAAUUUGCUUGAUACAAUUUUUCUUUAUGAAUAACCUAAUUCCUUGCUAGAUGGUAGGGAUUACAUUUAUAGCAGUUAUUACUUAACUUAUGGCUUAGAAAACCUUUCUCCUUUGUUAUUUUUGAGAGAGACAUACUUUAUUCCAAUGGUAUAUGUAAAUUUCCUAAUGAGCAGUUACAUUUUUGCCAUAGAGUUUGGCAUCCUAAAAUAUUUCACCAAACGUAAUACAAUGUUAGAUGGUCAAAAUUAAGUAAAAGUAUAGCAUUCACUAACUCUGUAAUCAAACAUAAAACAAGACAACAUACAGGUUUUCAUUUCUUGGAUUCAUUUUAAAACUUUAAUAAUGUUAAUUCUUAAUGAUUUGUUUUCCUUGAAAAUGUUUCUGCUGGUCGUAUUAGAUUGCUUUUCAUAGGUAAUCCAUAUGUAUGUGUACGUGUGUGUUGGUUUUAAUAAAAUUGAUUCAUACUUUUUAUGAAUUUAAAUUAGAUGUUUUUAUUAUCCUCUCCCAAAGUAUAUUUCUUAUGAUGUUAAAUGGUUGUUCUAAAUUUGAAUAUUUUUAAUGGUUAGCAACAAUUAUUAGAUCAUUAGAUACAUUUACUACUUCCCUAGGGUAAAUGUUUUACUAAAAUUUCAGUGAGAAACAUUUGUGUUAAAAAUGUGUGCUUCCAGAUUUAUUGUAUACACCAUUUUUGAAUUUUUGAUCUCAUUUGCAGUUUACAUUUUUUUUUAGUUAACAUCUCUAGCUACUAUCACCUCUGCUUCACUGAAUUUUUUGUACCUGCUGUGCCCAGUGCCUAGUCAUUUUGGACUUACUUGUCUCUAUUGAGGUUAAGAAAUGACCUCCAUUAUUUUUCUGCCCUAGUGUAAUAAAGCAAAUUCUAUUAGAGUAUGUAUGAAAUUGGACGAUUGAAGGAUAAAGGCUUCAUAAAGUUGACAUUUGUUGCUACUCUUCAUUAAGUCUAUUUUAGUAAGAGUAUUGAGUUAGGUUUCAUUUACUAGUCAUUAUAAGAACAUUGAUAUAUUUCAUCUUAUGGCAUAGGAAUAAAUAUCAUAAACUGAAUGCUAUAUAAAGAAGCAUUCGGAGGAGAGGGAUUUUAAGUUAAAUGGCUAAAUCUGAAUUUAUUGGAUAUUUCUGAGACUAACAGAAGACUAUCUAAAAGAAAAAUAGGUCAGUUGAGAUCUGAACAUUUUUGUCAACUCCAUUUUUGUUUAUUGUAAGCUUCUUCCUUGUGUAUGAGGUUUGGUGUGGACAGUUUUCACUGAAGAGAGAAGUGGCAAGGAAAAGUUUUUCAUAUUUAAUAAUUUCUACCUCAAAUAAAGUAUGUCUGCCAGUCUAGCCCUCCCCAGAUGGUUAAGAGGAAGAUCAGUUAGAAUAUUUAAAAAGAACAUUUUGUUUUUGUUUUGUUUUCUGUGUGUCAUAUUGGAUAUUUUUUGCUACUGUUCAUAUAUUUACAUGCUAGUAAUUUUGAUGGCUUUUGGAUAAUUCCACUCUAGAGGGAGAACUGGUGGGCGGUCCUUCCUGUGACACGACCCUUGAGUGACAGUUCUGUUUGAUUGCCUCCAGUACUGUGAGGAAAGGACACGACUCUAUGGUGAGGACUGAUGGACAUACAUUAUCUGAGAAAAGAAACUACCAGGUGACAAACAGCAUGUUUGGUGCUUCAAGAAAGAAGUUUGUAGAGGGGGUCGACAGUGACUACCAUGACGAAAAUAUGUACUACAGCCAGUCUUCUAUGUUUCCACAUCGGUCAGAAAAAGAUAUGCUGGCGUCACCAUCUACAUCAGGUCAGCUGUCUCAGUUUGGGGCAAGUUUAUACGGGCAACAAAGUGCACUAGGCCUUCCAAUGAGGGGAAUGAGCAACAAUACCCCUCAGUUAAAUCGCAGCUUAUCACAAGGCACUCAGUUACCGAGCCACGUCACGCCAACAACAGGGGUACCAACAAUGUCACUUCACACGCCUCCAUCUCCAAGCAGGGGUAUUUUGCCUAUGAAUCCUAGGAAUAUGAUGAACCACUCCCAGGUUGGUCAGGGCAUUGGAAUUCCUAGCAGGACAAAUAGCAUGAGCAGUUCAGGGUUAGGUAGCCCCAACAGAAGCUCGCCAAGCAUAAUAUGUAUGCCAAAGCAGCAGCCUUCUCGACAGCCUUUUACUGUGAACAGUAUGUCUGGAUUUGGAAUGAACAGGAAUCAGGCAUUUGGAAUGAAUAACUCCUUAUCAAGUAACAUUUUUAAUGGAACAGAUGGAAGCGAAAAUGUGACAGGAUUGGACCUUUCAGAUUUUCCAGCAUUAGCAGACCGAAAUAGAAGGGAAGGAAGUGGUAACCCAACUCCAUUAAUAAACCCCUUGGCUGGAAGAGCUCCUUAUGUUGGAAUGGUAACAAAACCAGCAAAUGAGCAAUCCCAGGACUUCUCAAUACACAAUGAAGAUUUUCCAGCAUUACCUGGUUCCAGCUAUAAAGAUCCAACAUCAAGUAAUGAUGACAGUAAAUCUAAUUUGAAUACAUCUGGCAAGACAACUUCAAGUACAGAUGGACCCAAAUUCCCUGGAGAUAAAAGUUCAACAACACAAAAUAAUAACCAGCAGAAAAAGGGGAUCCAGGUGUUACCUGAUGGUCGAGUUACUAACAUUCCUCAAGGGAUGGUGACGGACCAGUUUGGAAUGAUUGGCCUGUUAACAUUUAUCAGGGCAGCAGAGACAGACCCAGGAAUGGUACAUCUUGCAUUAGGAAGUGACUUAACAACAUUAGGCCUCAAUCUGAACUCUCCUGAAAAUCUCUACCCCAAAUUUGCAUCACCCUGGGCAUCUUCACCUUGUCGACCUCAAGACAUAGACUUCCAUGUUCCAUCUGAGUACUUAACGAACAUUCACAUUAGGGAUAAGCUGGCUGCAAUAAAGCUUGGCCGAUACGGAGAAGAUCUUCUCUUCUAUCUCUAUUACAUGAAUGGAGGAGAUGUAUUACAACUUCUAGCUGCAGUAGAGCUUUUUAACCGUGAUUGGAGAUACCACAAAGAAGAACGAGUAUGGAUUACCAGGGCACCAGGCAUGGAGCCAACAAUGAAAACCAAUACAUAUGAGAGGGGAACAUAUUACUUCUUUGACUGUCUUAACUGGAGGAAAGUAGCUAAGGAGUUCCAUUUGGAAUAUGACAAAUUAGAAGAACGGCCUCACCUGCCAUCCACCUUCAACUACAACCCUGCUCAGCAAGCCUUCUAAAAAAAGACUUCCCUUUUCUUGGGGUAUGGCUGUCUCAGCACAAUACUCAACAUAACUGCAGAACUGAUGUGGCUCAGGCACCCUGGUUUUAUUUCCUUGAGGAUUUGGCAAUUGGCUUAUGCAAAGGGUCACCAUUUGAGGUCCUGCCUUACUAAUUAUGUGCUGCCCAACAACUAAAUUUGUAAUUUGUUUUUCUCUAGUUCAAGCAGGGUCUGAAUUUUUUCAUUUAUUUUCUUUUUUGCCAGCAGACAGACUUGGGUCUAUAAAGACAAGCAAGUACACUGACAGAAGUUUACCAUUUAGUUUCUAAAAUGUAAAAAAGAAAACCCACAAAAGACUCAACAAAAUUAGACCACAAAAUUUGCAUUGUUCAUUGUAGCACUAUUGGUAAUAAAAUAACAAAUGUUUGUGCAUUUUUAUGUGAAGAUCCUUCUCGUAUUUCAUUUGGAAAGAUGAGCAAGGUCUGCUUCCUUCAUUUUACUUCCCCUUCUGUUUUUGAAAGGCAGUUUCGCCAAGCUUAACGCAAGAAUAUCUGACUGUUUAGAAGAAAGAUAUUGCCACAAUCUCUGGAUGGUUUCCAGGGUUGUGUUAUUACUGAGCUUCAUCUUUCCAGAAUGAGCAAAACACUGUCCAGUCUUUGUUACGAUUUUGUAAUAAAUGUGUACAUUUUUUUUAAAUUUUUGGACAUCACAUGAAUAAAGGUAUGUAUGUACGAAUGUGUAUAUAUUAUAUAUAUGACAUCUAUUUUGGAAAAUGUUUGCCCUGCUGUACCUCAUUUUUAGGAGGUGUGCAUGGAUGCAAUAUAUGAAAAUGGGACAUUCUGGAACUGCUGGUCAGGGGACUUUGUCGCCCUGUGCACUAAAGGGCCAGAUUUUCAGCAGCCAAGGACAUCCAUACCCAAGUGAAUGUGAUGGGACUUAAAGAAGUGAACUGAGACAAUUCACUCUGGCUGUUUGAACAGCAGCGUUUCAUAGGAAGAGAAAAAAAGAUCAAUCUUGUAUUUUCUGACCACAUAAAGGCUUCUUCUCUUUGUAAUAAAGUAGAAAAGCUCUCCUCA